AUGACGUAUAAGGAUGCCCUCUACGCUAAUCAGGGCCAUCUAGGCCUUGGAACUGUGAAAGCUGGGAGAGUCCUCAAGCCUCCGAAGCAGAACCAAAUCAAAACUUUGGUUAUCAAACCGAAUGACCUCCCACACGAAGAAGAACGCAGGAAGGAGUCACUCGCGCAGCUCAAGGACAGCAUCGACAGAAAGCUAUGUAAUUUAAGGAUAGACAGGAUUGUCAGACGCAGGGACGAUAUCAUUGUGAGAGCUCCCCUGAAUCAAGUGGACAUGACGACAGUUCUCGGGGAGUUGGGCAGUAUCGACGGCAAUGCCGUCACGGCAUACAGGCGAGACCACAAAGUAGACUAUCUCCCGAGGUUCUGA
Molecule: messenger RNA, 366 nt
Organism: Perkinsus marinus ATCC 50983
Lineage: Eukaryota; Perkinsozoa; Perkinsida; Perkinsidae
Exons: 1
Coding region: 1-366 (121 amino acids)
Source: RefSeq, a predicted model, not a curated record